ACCCUUUUAAUAAUAAGUUAAAAUGGUUUAAUUUAAUAAUUUACACCUAGAAUUCGCCCGGGGCCUAUGAAAGAGCGGGACCCACUGCGACCGCAUAGGUUGCAGUGUCCUAAGACCGGCCCUGAUACCACUCGGCCAGGCACUCAUUUUAAAGUCCUUAUCUCAUGAAACCCAUUUAAAACGUGUGCCCUAAGUAAGCUUGCCCUUUCUUCGUCCACUGUAAGUCUUAAGAACCCAGCGUUUCAACUGAGACGCAAGGGUAGAUAAUUACAUAUUUAAAUAGCGCUCUUGUAGGGGAGCUCACUAGAGAGAGCUAUAUGACGUAAACAUUACAAUUUUUACUUGUUCUUUACAACGAGUUCUAGUGACAGGAAUUCUAAUUUUCACAAACCUCACUCCAAGAUGCUGAAAGCCUGCAUUUUGAUGCUGACCUAUCUAUCGAUGGUUAAGGUCUUCGAUGUUUAUUGUAUUUUAGGCCAUGGUUCAAAUCCUUUUCAAUUUUCUUUAGCUGACAUAAUCAGUAACAUCUCAACUCAAGACUUUGAUUUUGGAAAUCUGAGUAUACCUGAAAAUGGUUUAAAAGAUAACUUGAACUUUACGAACAUUAUGUCUAGUAGCAGGAACGAAUCUGAGGUAGAUAGCAGACACUAUUUGGUGAUAUGUGAACAAUGAAACAGAAUCAAAGUGAAGAGAUUUCAAGAAUGAAACACUUUUAAGUAACAAGUUUAGACGCCAUUACAUUCAGGCCUAGACCAAAACAAAAAAUUAAAAUAAAAAUCUUGAUAUAU
Messenger RNA from Biomphalaria glabrata, 788 nucleotides. RefSeq lists its product as uncharacterized. The record is from RefSeq and is a predicted model, not a curated record. The transcript is spliced from 5 exons. The coding region runs from base 403 to 672 and encodes 89 amino acids. NCBI's taxonomy places the organism in Eukaryota, Metazoa, Mollusca, Gastropoda, Planorbidae.